CACUAAUACUGAUUCAUGUGGGCUUAGUUAGAGUAGAUCUUUGAUACCUCUAAAGCUGCAAGGACACCUAAUGCAUCUUGCUGAAGAACUAAUGGGCGCGCUACACAUUCUUUGGGGGAGGGCUCUGGGAUGCUGUUCAAACUGACUGCUGCCUGAAGAAUCAGGAAAUUCAGAAGUGACACACAGAUACUGGAGCAGCAUUGCAGCUAAUAGACAUUUUGUUGGCUCACACAACACAACCAUGGCUAGCGAAGACAGGGAUAAUAAGACUCCUGAAUGUUUUCCAGUGGAUGACUACAUAAAGAGAUCCUACCUUCCGAUCAUGUAUGGGAUCAUAUUUGUAGUUGGGCUUGUGGGUAACAUCACUUCAAUCAUCAUCUACGUGGUCAGGCUGCGCCCAUGGAAGAGCAGCAGCAUCAUCAUGGUGAACCUUGCCUUGGCAGACCUCCUGUAUGUUCUGUGUCUGCCCUUCCUGGUCCACUACUACAUCCACGAUGACUGGAUCAUGGGCGAGGCCAUGUGUCGCAUUGUUCGCUUUAGCUUCCACUUCAACCUGUACGGCAGCAUCCUCUUCCUCACCUGCCUGAGUGUGUUCCGCUAUGUGGUCGUGGUCCACCCACUGAGGGCAGCCCAGGUGCAGAGGACGAGCUGGGGUGUGAUCGCCUGCCUGGCUGUGUGGUUCAUAUCUGUGUUGGAGAUUAUACCCAUGGUCCACAUGAUCACUGUGAAGAAGACUGAGAACAAUAUGACGUCAUGCCUGGAUUUUGCUAGUAAUGAUCCAGAAGAGGUGUGGGUCUAUGGCUGGCUACUUACUGUCCUGGGCUACCUACUCCCCCUAGUGGUGGUGUGCCUGAGUUACAUCCGUGUUGCAUGUGAGCUGGCCGGCGGGCCACAUGAGGGCCGUCCGAACAGGGUGCGUGCCCGCAGGAUGACUGUGCUGAUCCUGGUUGUGUUUGUGCUAUGCUUCACACCCUUCCACAUCCUCCGUGCCCUGCGGGUGUACACCCAGAUGGAAGCCCAAAGGCCAGUGCCCUGUAUGCUGCUGAUAGGGGUCAAUGCAGCCUACACCAUCUCCAGACCCCUGGCAGGGCUCAACACCUUCUUCAACCUGGCUCUGUACACUCUGGCUGGAGACAGGUUCCACCAGGCGGUCCUUGGCCUCUUCCGCUGGAGACCCCAGUUUCUCAAGACCAAGAGGCCCAUCAUGGUGGCAGUGAUCGGCCAACCAGGCAGAAACAGUAUGUCACAGGCUAACGUGCUAAAGAGCUGAGUCAAAAUACUACACAACAUUUUAUAUACAUAUGGUUGAUUUACUUCAUUUCAA
Oncorhynchus mykiss (rainbow trout) is the source of this 1324-nucleotide messenger RNA. RefSeq names its product 2-oxoglutarate receptor 1. Gene Ontology annotation, cellular component: plasma membrane. Lineage: Eukaryota; Metazoa; Chordata; Actinopteri; Salmoniformes; Salmonidae. Gene Ontology annotation, biological process: G protein-coupled receptor signaling pathway. Gene Ontology annotation, molecular function: G protein-coupled receptor activity. The record is from RefSeq and is a predicted model, not a curated record.